Molecule: messenger RNA, 468 nt
Organism: Macrosiphum euphorbiae (potato aphid)
Lineage: Eukaryota; Metazoa; Arthropoda; Insecta; Hemiptera; Aphididae
Source: the annotation of a GenBank genome assembly
AUGAUGAAACGAUCAACACCAGCAACAUCUAUCAACUUCACGCUGGAAUUAAUUAGGAUUUGCGAGAGGGUUAGAGAAAUCCUACGGGGUACUGGAAUAGACGACUAUACAGCGUCUUUAUUGAGGUCGUGUCCAUGGAAUGAACUGGAAUGUGACCCGGUUGUGUGGGCGAUCUACAAUCGUGGUUGGCAUGACUGGACGGCAGACGUCACCCAUAUCUAUAACGCUCCAAUAAUAGGAAUGGAAUACGGAACGGAACGCUACGUUGGGGAAUUGAAAGAGCUUAUACAGAGGAGAAGAGUCAUCGUGGAGAGUCAAGGUGGUGAGCUAAACGCUAUGGCCCGUAUUGCGGUUAUAGCGAUCACGUUUUCAGUGGCCAAAAUACGAAGUGAUCCGAUUCUGUGGGCGGCCUACACACGCGCUUGGGAGGACCGGACAGCUGUAGAGAAUUUCAACCGGAGUCUCUAG